UUUCCUCAAUUCUUCUAUUUCUUAGGCUCAUCUCUGCAGUUCUUUUGCCCGAUUUUCCCCGUCGGUGGCGUAAUUUACUGACUUUUUCUGAAGAAGCCGAGUCCAGAACGUGUGCUUACCCUUCACACGUGUGGAAAGCCAUUGUUGCUUAUGAGGACAGGCGAUUCUUUACGCAUUUUGGUGUUGACCCAGUUGGGAUUGCUAGAGCUACGGUGUCGUUUUCGGCCCUUGGCGGUGGGAGCACCAUUACCCAGCAGUGCUGGUGCCUUCUUGUCAUCUCGAAAUGGAACUUUUAAAGCUGCUGUUUCAAAUCCCCCUCAGCUGACCAACUUCUACCUUUGUGUCAUUCAUGUGGCAUCAAACACAAUCAUCUGGUCUGCUAAUCGUGAUGCCCCCAUCUCCAAUUCUGGUAAGAUGACUCUAAAUGUUAAAGGGAUUAGCAUGGCUGAUGUAGGAGGCAAUCCCAAAUGGUCAACUCCACCGUUGGAGUCGUCAGUAUACUCAUUACAACUGACUGAAAUGGGUAAUCUUAUACUGCUUGAUCAAUUCAAUGAUACUUUAUGGGAAAGUUUUCAGCAUCCAACAGACACAGUUGUGAUUGGACAACGCUUGCCUGCCGAAAUGUUUCUGUAUAGUUCUGUAUCAAGUAAUGAUUUAUCAACUGGUGAUUAUAGGCUCGAAAUUAGUGCCUCUGAUGCAAUAUUGCAAUGGCAUGGACAAACAUAUUGGAAAUUAUCCAUGGAUACACGGGCUUAUACAAAUUCCAAUUUUAUAGUGGAAUAUAUGGCAAUGAACAGCUCUGGUCUUUUUCUUUUUGCCCGUAAUGGAUCGGCAGUUGUGAUUCAGAUGAUUUUGUCUCCAUCUAAGUUUCGAAUUGCCAAGCUUGAUUCUUCUGGUCAAUUUACUGUCAGUAGCAUUUCAGGUUCUGAAUGGAAGCAGGAAUUUUCGGGGCCCACUGAUGCUUGUCGAAUUCCUUUCAUUUGUGGCAGACUUGGGUUGUGUACUGCAAGUGCUGCAUCUUCUAACCAAGUAUGUUCAUGUCCUACAAGCUUCCAUGGAAGCUCACAGUACACCAGUGGUUGUGUACCAAGUGUUAGUUCCUAUUCUUUGCCACUUGGUUGUAGCACAACCAAUCAAAGUAUUGACCUGAAUUCAUCUGUUUCAUAUCUGAGACUUGGCUACAGUAUGGAGUAUUUUUCCAAUGUCUUCUCUCAACCUAUUUUUGGUGUUAAUUUAUCAAUUUGCGAAGAUCUCUGCACAAAGAACUGUUCUUGCCUGGGAGUUUUUUAUGAAAACUCAUCUAGUUCUUGCUACAUGCUUGAAAAUGACUUGGGGUCCAUCAUUUUCAGCAAUACAGGUCAAAAUGACAUGUUGGGUUAUGUUAAAGUUCUUGUCAAACCUACAUCACCAAACAACAAAGGUGACGACAGUGACCAAAGAAGGAACUUUCCUAUAGCUGCUCUUGUGCUUUUACCAUUCGCUGGCUUAUUUCUUUUGGUAGCUUUAGGUUUCCUCUUGUGCAGGAGAUGGAGAUUCUCCAAGAGAAGAGAGAUACAGUUAGGCCAUCAAAGGUCAUUUUCUUCAGGAGAUCUGGAUGCUUUCUACAUCCCAGGCUUACCUAAAAGGUUUGACUAUGAAGAGCUUGAGUUAGCUACUGAUAGCUUUAAAACCCAGAUUGGCUCAGGUGGAUUUGGUUCUGUAUACAAGGGUACACUACUUGACAAAACUGUUGUAGCUGUAAAGAAGAUAACUAAUUUAGGUAUUCAAGGGAAAAAAGAAUUUUGCACUGAGAUUGCGGUUAUUGGUAAUAUUCAUCAUGCGAACUUGGUCAAAUUGAAAGGGUUUUGUGCUCAAGGAAGACUGCGUCUAUUGGUUUAUGAGUAUAUGAACCGUGGCUCAUUGGACCGAACCCUUUUUGGCAGUGGACCAGUCAUAGAAUGGCAAGAGAGGGUUGAUAUAGCCCUUGGGACAGCACGUGGGCUUGCAUACUUGCACAGUGGGUGUGAACAAAAAAUCAUCCAUUGUGACAUCAAGCCAGAGAACAUUCUCUUGCACGAUCAAUUUCGAGUGAAAAUAUCUGAUUUUGGGCUCUCUAAGCUUCUAAGCCCUGACCAGUCUAGUCUUUUCACAACAAUGAGAGGUACACGUGGCUAUCUUGCACCAGAAUGGCUUACUAAUGCUGCAAUCUCAGAGAAAACUGAUGUCUAUAGUUUUGGAAUGGUUGUGCUAGAACUUAUUAGUGGAAGAAAGAAUUGCUCUUUACGUUCACAAAGCCAUAGUGUGAAUGACAGCAAUAGUGGUGGUGCAGUCUCAUCCUCUUCCUCUGGUUCUGGACUCAUUUAUUUCCCACUAUUUGCACUAGAGAUGUAUGAGCAAGGAAGGUACUUGGACCUUGUUGACCCAAGGCUCGAGGGACGUGUUACAAGUGAAGAGGUGGAAAAGUUGGUACGUGUAGCUUUGUGUUGCGUUCAUGAGGAACCAGUUCUGCGGCCUAACAUGGUUGCUGUUGUUGGCAUGUUGGAAGGUGGGAUGCCUCUUGGUCAGCCAAGAUUAGAAUGUCUAAAUUUCUUGCGCUUUUAUGGGCGUCGGUUCACUGAGGCUUCUGUGAUGGAGGAGGUGACUGAGCAAAAUGAUACCGAUUUACAUCCUCCAGCAAAUGUUUCUUCUACAAGCUCAAUGUCUGACGCACGUUAUUAUUUUUCUUAUGUUUCAUCGCAGCAGAUAUCAGGACCUAGAUAAAAUUUUGUGGUUGAGGAGUUUUUUUUAUCGUAAAUGGCUGUUAAAUGUAUGUUAUUUGAAUUGUAUCAGAAUCUCUGUAUAAUUUACAUUUAGAUCCACUUGUGCUUCUUACUUAUCACCAUAAAUUUCAUGGUGGAUUAGCUGAAUGACUUUAAUGUAUUUGGCUCAUGUAAAGGUUUUUUUUAGAAGACUGUCCCAUGCAAAUUGAAGAGAGCUUUUUGUUUUU
This is a messenger RNA of Humulus lupulus (European hop), 2965 nucleotides long. RefSeq names its product G-type lectin S-receptor-like serine/threonine-protein kinase At5g35370. The transcript has 2 exons. Gene Ontology annotation, biological process: protein phosphorylation; recognition of pollen. Gene Ontology annotation, molecular function: protein serine/threonine kinase activity; ATP binding. The record is from RefSeq and is a predicted model, not a curated record. Lineage: Eukaryota; Viridiplantae; Streptophyta; Magnoliopsida; Rosales; Cannabaceae. The coding region runs from base 151 to 2739 and encodes 862 amino acids.